AUGGGUCCCGGAUCGAGCCUCACCGACGAACAACAGUCGGAUCAACAGGCCAAACAUCGACACAGGCGACAGAACGGUGUGGAGGAUGGAUACGGUGAAGAAUCGUCCUUGGGCGGCCCCAUCGGUCCCGCGCCCGCUGACGAUGGGGGUGAAGAAAAUUUCAUCGCACUAGCACCAGAUGAAGCGGAUAUUUAUAACUUCUCCAACAUCAUGAGCAUGACAAUGGCGAACGGGCCCGGCAGGGCUGGCGGUACGCGCAGCGCCAAUGUAAAUGAGGCAAAUCCAUUUAAUGAAUUUCGCAAUUCGCCACGCCAACGCGACCGUUCCCCGGGACAGGAGACGCCCGGUGACAUUGAGCAGCUGGCGUCAGUGGCAAAGGGUGAAAAGGAGCUGCCCGAGCUGACGCUAGACGACGACGGUGACGCGAAUGGGUACGGCGGUGAUCCGGUGGGAGGACGUAUCGGUACGCUACGAGGACGCUUUGAUGCGGAACCGACAGGGGAGGAAGAGGACGGUGGCAACGGUGGUGAGGUCGAUACAGAAUCGGAGGAUGAUAAUGCGAUCGAGAGGAGUCGUUAUCUGGCGAAGGAUAUGCCCACCGACGAUGGGCAAGAUGGCCGUACGUCUCGUACCGAUUCCGAUGCAGCGCUGCUCAGCAACAGUAUCGACUUUUUGAACUCGAUCGAUGGAGCGUACCUGCUGGCUAACGCUGCGAACGGCGGACAGGACGAUGGCGAGAAAAGGGGUGAUCUUGCAAGGAAAAUACUGGACGAUAAUGACAAUAAUAUCUCAACACGAAAACCAACGCAGUCAAGCUUAGCGGUUGCCACCGGCCAGGGUGAAGGUGAAAAUGAACUGUUCGAGCAGAUGGAAAAGAAGGCCAAAUCGUACCGCUUGAAGCUGUACAAGAAGCACAAGAACUUCAAGCACACGCACCACCACCGGGGAGGCUUGUAUCACCAGCCGUAUCAUAACUUUCACCACGAUUACUAUCGCCGCAAGAUGCUGGAACGUGAGCGUGAACGCUGGAAAAAGAUGCAGGACCUAAAGCCCGACUAUCAGGGCCAGAUCAACUACUACGAAAACUCGAACAAGCUCGAAACGAACGACGACAUAAUGGCGCAUCUGAACGGGCACAGCAGCCAAGAGAAAUGGCCCAACUUUGACAAGGUGAUGACUUCGCUCAAGACGGAAACCAAACCGGACAACAUCCCACCGUACAUCAAGAAGUAUAACCGGCGCAACAAGCAGCUGAUCGAUCUGCUCGAAGGUACGAUCGCACCCCUGUCCGACUACACUGCACACAAGCACCGGGAGCGGAAGUACCAUCGCAGGAAAAAUCCCCACUGGAUGGAGGAGGACCUGUUCGAGGAGCAGCGACCGAACCAGGCGAAGGCCCAGGGCCUGCAGCGGAACUACAUCCAGGAAACGAUCCAAUCCUCGACGAUACACUCGAACGCACUGCCCGGCGAGGGUAUUCACAUCAUUUACGACAAGAAGCACGCGGCGGACCACGACGAUUUCGACGACGGCGGUGGUGGUGGUGGUGGUGGUGCAGGCCCUCAUCUACUGUACGGUCGGCCAACCAUUUCCAGCGGAGGUCAUCCGGCCGACGGGCACCAUCCGAACUACAAGCUGUCGUCCCGGGCCGGCCAGUUCGUGUAUCACCGUGUCGCGUCACCCCAACCGGUCGGUGGGUAUGGACGCUUGAAGCGGCAGCGUUUACCGUUUGUAGCGAUUACGGAUCGGCGACUCAGUGCACCACCGAAACGUCGCCCCGCGAGUAACGGUGGCCCCAACCACGUCAACAACAAUCUACUGAAUCACCAGCCGAUGCCUUAAGAAUCGAGAACUACAAACUCUGUCUACCCUUCACCUAGUCUGCU
This is a messenger RNA of Anopheles maculipalpis, 1886 nucleotides long. RefSeq lists its product as uncharacterized. NCBI's taxonomy places the organism in Eukaryota, Metazoa, Arthropoda, Insecta, Diptera, Culicidae. The coding region runs from base 1 to 1842 and encodes 613 amino acids. The record is from RefSeq and is a predicted model, not a curated record. The transcript has 3 exons.